UCCAGGCCCCAGCGCGUACCACUCUGGGGCUCCCGACGCGGCCUCUCGUAGAUCAAUCGCGUGCAGGGCUGGAGGAGCGACUCCGGGCCCUUGCUCUCGCGCCAGAGGUCGGAAGAGGGUGGGUCGCCCGCGCCCGAGGGCGAGGGCGGGAGAGGAGCUGGAGGAAGGAGCGCUCGCUCGCCUGCUGCCUCGCUGCCUCCCCGGCACUCACUCUCCGGACUCUUAGGUUUGCUGGCUGCUCCUCCCACCCGCGCCCGCCUCCUUGCUCUCUCGCUCGCUCACUGGAGCUGGUUUCCAAGCCCUGCGGUGCGUCCCGGCGAGUGCGGGGCGAGGGGCCCCAGACCAGCGCCGAGCAGGAGGUGGGGGUCCGGGCAGAGCUCAGCCGGCCGGGGAGUGGCCAUGUCUGGCGCGGGCGCAGCGGGGCCCGUCUGCAGCAAGUGACCGAGCGGCGUGGACGGCCGCCUACCCCCUCUGCCACCUGGGGCGGCGCGGGCCUGGGUGCCGGGAGCCCGGAUCGCGCGUAGAAUCGGCGCGAUGCACGUGCGCUCGCUGCGCGCUGCGGCGCCACACAGCUUAGUGGCGCUCUGGGCGCCUCUGUUCCUGCUGCGCUCAGCCCUGGCCGACUUCAGCCUGGACAACGAGGUGCACUCAAGCUUCAUCCACCGGCGCCUCCGCAGCCAGGAGCGACGGGAGAUGCAGCGUGAGAUCCUCUCCAUCUUGGGCUUGCCCCAUCGCCCGCGCCCCCACCUCCAGGGCAAGCACAACUCUGCGCCCAUGUUCAUGCUGGACCUGUACAAUGCCAUGGCGGUGGAGGAGGGCGGCGGGCCCGACGGCCAGGGCUUCUCCUAUCCCUACAAGGCCGUCUUCAGCACCCAGGGCCCCCCUCUGGCCAGCCUGCAAGAUAGCCACUUCCUCACCGACGCCGACAUGGUCAUGAGCUUCGUCAACCUCGUGGAGCACGACCGGGAGUUCUUCCACCCACGCUACCACCACCGGGAGUUCCGGUUCGAUCUUUCCAAGAUCCCGGAAGGGGAGGCUGUGACCGCAGCUGAAUUCCGGAUCUACAAGGACUACAUCCGGGAGCGCUUCGAUAACGAGACCUUCCGGAUCAGCGUCUACCAGGUGCUUCAGGAGCACUUGGGCAGGGAGUCUGACCUCUUCCUGCUCGACAGCCGCACCCUCUGGGCCUCCGAGGAGGGCUGGCUGGUGUUCGACAUCACAGCCACCAGCAACCAUUGGGUGGUCAACCCAAGACACAACCUGGGCCUGCAGCUCUCCGUGGAGACUCUGGAUGGGCAGAGCAUCAACCCCAAGCUGGCGGGCCUGAUUGGACGGCACGGGCCGCAGCACAAGCAGCCCUUCAUGGUGGCCUUCUUCAAGGCCACCGAGGUCCACCUCCGCAGCAUCCGGUCUACUGGGGGGAAGCAGCGCAGCCAGAACCGCUCCAAGACGCCCAAGAACCAAGAAGCGCUGAGGAUGGCCAGCGUGGCAGAGAACAGCAGCAGUGACCAGAGGCAGGCCUGCAAGAAGCACGAGCUGUACGUGAGCUUCCGCGACCUGGGCUGGCAGGACUGGAUCAUCGCCCCCGAAGGCUACGCGGCUUACUACUGCGAGGGGGAGUGCGCCUUCCCCCUCAACUCCUACAUGAACGCCACCAACCACGCCAUCGUGCAGACGCUGGUUCACUUCAUCAACCCGGACACGGUGCCCAAGCCCUGCUGCGCCCCCACCCAGCUGAACGCCAUCUCCGUCCUCUACUUCGAUGAUAGCUCCAACGUCAUCCUGAAGAAAUACAGAAACAUGGUGGUCCGGGCCUGCGGCUGCCACUAACCCCUGCUGGAAGCUGACCCUUGGGCCGUGUUUGUCUGGAUCCAGGUGUCACCCUGCCCAGUGUCUCACCACCGGCCUUGGCUGGGCGCCAACAGGCCAGCUGCCUGUUUUGAGACCGUCCCUUCCCCUUUAGCUGGAGGCUGGAGGAGUUUCAGGGUUUGAGUGUCAAAUGGCUGGGGGUCCAUUUCGCACUGGCAGCAUCCUGUGGACAAGGUCCUUGAAGCCACUGAGGCAAAACCUAACAGGAAACAUCUCUUCGAGGAAAAUCUCGGUCGCUGUCAUUGGCUGUGCGGUGUCCCCCAUGCACUGACUCGCCGGCUCUGGAGGCAACGGGAGACCAUCAGCAAGGCCACCUUGCAGGGAGGAAGGGUGUGGCCAGGGGCGGACCCGUGUGGCUGAGCUGAAGGAAAACUGGCGGGGAAGGUCCUGUAACAAAUGUCACAAUAAAGCCAAUGAAUGAAAAUGGCCGGGAUGUUACAGAUAUAUUUUCCUGAACAAUCCAUCCCCGUUUCUUGGUUGAUUCGUAAACAGCAGUGUGGCCACCGGAGGGCAGGAGGUCCCCAGUUCCAUUCCUGUCUCAGUCUGAGGCUGCAGGGGCCUGUGUUUACCUGGACCUGCCCAAACAGCCCGGAGGGAAGGGCCAUGUGCCCACAAGGCGGGCGUGUUGGUCCGAGAAGGUAUGCUGGGGCAGGAAUGGACGUGGGGACAGGCUUUCCCUGCAAGGAGACCAGCGUGCAGUCGCAGACGGGCUAGAACAGAAGUAGGGCAGAACUCGGGCUGCAGCCUGAGGUCAAGAAGCAGGGCACGCUCCUCCUCUGAGCAGGACCCCAAGCUCCCCUCUGGUGGCAUCUGAAGCCGGGCCUGCAGGGUCACUGUGGCUUCCUCUCUUCACUUGCUAACCCUAUUAGAGGGCUCUGCAAACAGACUGGCUCCUUAAAGUAGGCAAGAGACCCCGGUGGGAGGGCGGAGAGGCACAGGGCCGCCGACUCCGACCCCAAGCAGGAGGGUGACCAGGCUCAAAUCCCCACGGGGUGAGGCUCUCAUGAGGUUCUGGGUGCACACCCCCUUGGCCUUGGCGGUGGUUCCCAGAGUGGUGUUCACCCAGCUUCUAGCUGCAAACGCAAGGCCAUGGGGGCAGCUGACCCUCUGCCAGAGUUUCCUGUGUCUACAGGAAGGAGGCAGCACCUUGGCCAGUGGGGAGCUCAGUCUCGUCUCUCCUGGAAACCUCGGGCCUCUGCUUUUCUGUUUUCUUCUUCAGUAGCUUGGGCUGCAACCCUUUCUGCCUGGUCAUGAGGAAACAUUAUUUUUGUUACAAUUUGUUCUGUUGGUUGGCAGAGUGGGGGCUUUUGUGUCCCCCCUCUUGGUCGGAUUUCCCCCACCCACCGCCGCUCCCAGUCUCUGGUUAGCGUUCUGUGUCCACUUAAACCUGUAAAUAGCUGUGACGAGACACAGAAAUUAUUUAUUUCCGUCUGAAGCUCUUUUUGAAACCAUCCCUGCCCUCGUUCAGGACCGUGAACGCUGGCCUCUGACCUGGUUGUUUUCUUAUUUAAGAGUAUUUAUUAACAGUUGGACCGAUGUACCCACGGCUGUGGCAGGCUGCCCUCCGUGAAAAUUCUGUACAAAGACAAAAUAAAAAGGGUUUUGAUUUGUAAUAAAAGGAGACGUUUGGUUCUGG
Messenger RNA from Sciurus carolinensis (gray squirrel), 3505 nucleotides. RefSeq names its product bone morphogenetic protein 7 (gene Bmp7). Gene Ontology annotation, cellular component: extracellular region. The record is from RefSeq and is a predicted model, not a curated record. Bases 535 to 1830 code for a protein of 431 amino acids. Lineage: Eukaryota; Metazoa; Chordata; Mammalia; Rodentia; Sciuridae. The transcript is spliced from 7 exons. Gene Ontology annotation, biological process: SMAD protein signal transduction. Gene Ontology annotation, molecular function: growth factor activity; cytokine activity.